Molecule: messenger RNA, 4039 nt
Organism: Setaria italica (foxtail millet)
Lineage: Eukaryota; Viridiplantae; Streptophyta; Magnoliopsida; Poales; Poaceae
Product: transcriptional corepressor SEUSS
Exons: 10
Coding region: 496-3333 (945 amino acids)
Biological process (GO): negative regulation of transcription by RNA polymerase II; positive regulation of transcription by RNA polymerase II
Cellular component (GO): transcription regulator complex; nucleus
Source: RefSeq, a predicted model, not a curated record
CUCAUCGCUGCUUUCUUCCCCACAGCGCAGCCGCAGCACACAGGAACACCAAAAACCAAAUCCCAUCCGCGAGAUAACAAACCGGGCCAACGGAUUUUUUUGGCCGUGGCGGUGGCGGUACCCUGUCGCUGUACUACCACCGUGCUCGCGCCCGCCGCCGCGGCGGCCCCCUGGCUAAACCCUAAGCCGGAGACGGGGGACGCGCACCCCGCUUGCAGCGAAGGCGGCGUCGCUCGCUGCUCCCUCGGCCAGUGCGGUGCGGGCGCUCGACUGCGCCGCGGGAUUCGCUCGAGGGGCGAGCUCCGGAUCGCCGGAUUUCGAGCUCCGGCGCGAGGGGGGAACGAGCUCCGCGCCGAGGAGUGGAGGGGUUGUGAUGCUCGCCGGUUCCUGCUCGAUUCCCGCGGAUCUCGCGGGCGCGCCGCGAUGCCGAGGUGAGUACUGAGCAGGAGCCGCGCGCGAUCUCGGAGCGGUUGGUGGAGGAGGAGCGUCCUCAGGAUGAUGCCGUCGGGCCCGCCCAAUCCGAUGGGGCCCGGGCAGCCGGUGGGCGGCACCGCGGCGUCGCUGCUCCGGACGAGCUCCAGCUUGCUCAGUGGCGGAGGCGGCGGACAGCCGGGGAUGGGCGGAGGUGGUGGUGGCAUGCUCUCUGCGCAGUCGCCCUUCUCGUCCCUGGUCUCGCCGCGCACACAGUUUGGCGGCAAUGGGCUGCUUGGGGGUGCCUCGAGUGUGUCCUCCUUGCUCAACCGGCAGUCGUUUGGGAAUGGGGGACAUAUGCAGGGUCCAGGGUCAAUGCAAGGUGGUGGGAUGCAGAUGGGCACGCUCCAGCAGAGAGGAGGGAUGGAUGGUGGUGGUGAUUUCAUUGGUGCGGGAGGGUCGGAUCCUCUGUCGUUCCCGUCUUCCUCACAGGUUAAUUUAGGCAAUCAGAUGGGUUCAGACAACAUGCAGGCGACUUCGCAGCAGCAGCAACAGCAGAUGGAUGUUGUGCAGGAUAUGCAGCAACAGCAGCAGCAGCUGCCGAUGUCUUACAACCAGCAGCCACAACAUUCUCAGCAGCUCCAGCAGCCACAGGCUACAGUGAAGUUGGAGAAUGGGGGAAGCAUGGUUGGCAUCAAAUCCGAACAGCAGAUGGGGCAAUCUGACCAGAACGGUCCAGCCCAGAUGAUGCGUAGUGCUAGUGGUGUGAAGCUUGAGCCGCAGCAGUUGCAAGCCCAGAUGAUGCGGAGUUUGAGUUCAGUCAAGAUGGAGCAACAGAGUUCAGACUCAUCAGCUUUCUUGCAGCAGCAGCAGCAGCAGCAGCAACAGCAACAGCAGCAGCAGCAACAACAGCAACAGCAACAUUUGUUGCAGCUGACAAAGCAGAUUAGAAAUUGUCCAGACCUUGUAUCAAUGGGUGGACCAAAUGCAAUCGCAAACUCUCAAGCUGCCGCUGCUGCUCAACUGAGCCUCUUGCAACAACAACGGCUCCUGCAUAUGCAGCAGCAGCAACAACAACACCAGAUUCUAAAAAACUUGCCUUUGCAGAGAAAUCAAUUGCAGCAACAGCAGCAGCAGCAACAACAGCAGCAACAUCAGCAGUUACUUCGUCAACAGAGUCUAAACAUGAGAACUCAAGGAAAGUCACCUCCCUAUGAACCAGGAACCUGUGCAAAGAGAUUGACCCAUUACAUGUAUCAUCAACAGAACAGACCACAAGAUAACAACAUUGAGUACUGGAGAAACUUUGUCAAUGAGUAUUUUGCUCCAAAUGCUAAAAAGAGGUGGUGUGUCUCGCUGUAUGGAAGUGGUCGUCAGACAACUGGAGUUUUCCCACAGGAUGUAUGGCACUGUGAGAUUUGCAAUCGGAAACCUGGCCGUGGUUUUGAAACAACAGUUGAGGUACUACCACGAUUAUGUCAAAUCAAGUAUGCAAGUGGUACUCUGGAAGAACUUCUGUACAUCGACAUGCCACGUGAAUCCCAGAAUGCAUCCGGUCAGAUUAUUUUGGACUACACGAAAGCAAUCCAGGAAAGCGUCUUUGAGCAAUUGCGUGUGGUUCGUGAGGGGCAUCUAAGGAUAGUUUUUAAUUCAGACCUCAAGAUUGCAUCUUGGGAGUUCUGUGCUAGGCGCCAUGAGGAACUUAUUCCACGGAGAUCUAUAAUACCACAGGUUAGUAAUCUUGGUGCGGUUGUACAGAAGUACCAGGCUGCAGCCCAAAAUUCAACGAGUUUGUCGGCUCAGGACAUGCAGAAUAAUUGCAACUCGUUUGUUGCAUGUGCCCGUCAGUUGGCUAAAGCCCUGGAGGUGCCAUUGGUAAAUGAUUUAGGAUACACAAAACGCUAUGUUCGCUGCCUUCAGAUUGCUGAGGUUGUAAACUGUAUGAAGGAUUUGAUUGAUCACAGCAGGAAUACAGGAUCUGGACCCAUUGAUAGCUUGCAUAACUUUCCAAGGAGGACUGCUUCAGGGGUCAACCCUCUUCAACCACAGCAGCAACAGCCUGAGGACCAGCAGGCUAUUCCUCAGAGUUCAAAUCAGAGUGGCCAAAAUUCUGCUCCUAUGACUGGUGUGCAGCCUUCUGCCUCUGCCAAUGGUGAUGUGACAUCAAAUAAUUCUCUCAGUUGCGCCCCUUCUACAUCUGCACCUUCACCUUCUGUUGUUGGGCUCUUGCAAAGUUCAAUGAAUUCUAGACAAGAUCAUCCGAUGAGCAGCACUAAUGGUGGUCCCUACAAUGGCGGUGGCAAUGCGGCAAUUCCCAAGGUGAACUCAACAAGCUCAUUGCAGUCAAAUCCAUCUACCUCUUUCCCUUCCCCGGUACCCACAGCAUCCAAUAACAAUAUGAUGCCUGCUCCUCAAAAUACAAACCAACUAACCUCCCCGACUACGUCAUCAAGCAUACCUCCGAUGCAACCACCUGCUACUCGACCUCAGGAGGCUGAGCCAAGUGAGUCCCAAAGCUCGGUUCAGAAAAUCUUGCAAGAUUUGCUGUCAUCACAGAUGAACGGAGUUGGCCAGUCAGGGAAUGAUAUGAAGAGACCAAAUGGACUAAACCCUGGUGUUAAUGGGGUUAAUUGCUUAGUUGGCAAUGCUGUCACAAAUAACCCAGGAAUGGGAGGAAUGGGGUUUGGUGCCAUGGGUGGGUUUGGUCAUGGGAUGAGAACGGCAAUGACGAACAACCCAAUGGCAAUGGGUGCAAGGAUGGGAAUGAAUCACAGUGCACAUGACCUAUCACAAUUGGGUCAACUACAUCAGCAGCAACAACAGCAGCAACAGCAGCAUGACAUAGGAAACCAGCUAUUGGGUGGUCUUAGACAGGCAAACAGCUUCAAUAACAUUCAGUAUGACUGGAAACCCUCACAAUAGAGUAACCAGGAACGAUAAAGUUCCAAUGUGAUGAUGCAUUUGCCCUCCCUGGGCAGAUUGCCUAUGCAGCAUCAGUUAUGGUGCCAUGACCUCCCCGGGGCCAGUAGCAUUUGUGCUUCGCGCUAAUGCUGACAAAAAAGGGUACCAUAAGCGAUAGCAAGCAUUCCGGCUGGUAAAUGUAAGUCUGUAACUAUCCGUCUAGCUACCUCUGCGUGUGUUACUCCCUCAGUUCUAUAACAUUUGUCAAUUUUACUGGGAGUUGCAGUUUCACAAUGUGUCACAUUGCUUGUCCACUGUUUACCCCUUCAUUGAUGUUGUAAAAAAGCUAAGUAGCUGUAGAAUCAUAUAAUAGGGCUGUGGGCAUUCCUUAUUAACGCUUAGAUUGAGUGUUCCUCGGUCUAUGCAUACAUGGGUGAAUAUUCAUGGAUAAAUAUCGCGGAACGGAGGGACAAGACCUGCAGGAAUGGGAAUUGGAACACGCCCAAGUUGGGUUCCUGGUGCUGCCUGCUUCAGGUAUUUUGUGAAAAGUCGGCAUCUUGUGCUGUCUGAUAGAUUGACAGUGCUUGGUGGUAUUUUUUUUUACUGGAAAAGAAGUUUUCCCUGUCUUUUUUCCUUAAUUGUAUUUGAAUAUGUGCCAUACACACCUGCAACAGUUAAAACUGUAUUUGAAUAUGUGGCAUACACACCUGCAUAUUGGCACAGCGCA